AUGGCCGAGAUCAAGAUUGACAGCAAACUCUUCCAGGAGCGCAUUUCGCACUUCGCCACAGCCUGGAAGAAUGACCUACGCUCCAAGGAUGGCCUAUUCAACGGCGCCCAGUCUCUAGUGGUGAUGAUGGGCAAGGUUGAGGAGGUCCCCGAAUUCCACAAGAACAAUGCGAUUCACUUCUGGCUUCUUGGAUACGAAUUUCCAACAACCCUGAUGUUAUUUACGCUCGACACUCUAUACAUUCUCACAACCGCAAAGAAAGCCAAACAUCUCGAACAGCUCAAAGGCGGCCGAUUCCCGAUCGAAGUGCUCGUGCGAGGCAAAGACGCUGCGGAGAAUGAGAAGCUUUUCGUCAAGCUCACCGAUAAGAUUAAGGAGGCAGGAAACAAGGUUGGCACAAUCGCCAAAGACACCUCCCGAGGACCCUUCGUCGACGAGUGGAAGAAGGUGUUGGCCGAACACUGUAAGGAGGUUUCCCAGGUCGACAUCUCAGCAGCCCUUUCCACCUACGCCUUUGCCGUCAAGGAUGAGAGUGAACUCCGAGCGAUGCGAACUGCCUCCAAGGCCUGUGUUGCCUUGAUGACCCCCUACUUCCUCGACGAGAUGUCCAACAUUCUUGACGCCGAAAAGAAAGUCAAGCAUUCCAUGUUGGCCGACAAGGUCGACAAGAAGCUGGACGAUACCUCAUUCUGGAAGACUGUGCAACUUCCCAGCAAGGGCAAGCUUCCUUCUGAUCUCGAUCCCGCUCAGCUGGACUGGAUUCUGGGACCAGCGAUCCAGAGUGGUGGCAAGUACGAUCUUAGGUUCGCGGGCGAGUCCAACGACGACAACCUCCACGCAGGCAUCAUCAUUGCCGCUAUGGGUCUCCGAUACAAGUCUUACUGCUCGACUAUUGCACGAACAUACCUCGUCGACCCCAACAAAGCUCAAGAGAGCAGCUACAAACUCCUCACUCUAAUUCACAACACCAUCAUCAAGGAAAUUCGUGAUGGCAUGACGGCAAAGGAGGUGUACGGAAGGGCUGUUGGUAUCAUCAAGAGCAAGAAGCCGGAAAUGGAGAAGCAUUUCCUCAAGAAUGUCGGUUGGGGUGUCGGAUUGGAGAACAAGGACCCCACCCUCGUUCUCAACGCGAAGAACCAGAGAGUUCUGAAGGACGGCAUGACCCUUAUCAUCAACACAGGUUUCCAAGAUAUCGAGAACCCACACCCUCAGGACAAGAACAGCAAAGUCUACGCCUUGGUCCUGACUGAUACCAUCAGAGUUACUUCGUCAGAGCCUGUGGUUUUCACUGCCGAGGCGCCCACAAGUGCCGAUGCCAACUCUUUCUUCUUUAAGGACGACGAGGAAGCCGAGCCUGCUCCCAAGAAAGAGAAGAAGGACUCACGUGUUGGCGCUGUUGCAACCAAGAACAUCACAACCACAAGACUUCGCUCAGAACGCACAACUCAGGUCGCUAAUGACGAUAUCGAGAAGAAGCGACGUGAGCAUCAAAAAGAACUUGCAGCCAAGAAGCAAAGGGAAGGUCUCGCGAGAUUCUCCGAAUCCACAAAUGAUCAGAACGGAGGCGAGGUUAAGAAGUUCAAGCGCUUCGAGUCCUACAAGAGAGACAACCAGUUUCCCGUCAAGAUCAAGAAUCUUGAGGUUGUUGUUGACAGCAAGAACAGCACAGUCGUUUUGCCUAUCAUGGGACGUCCUGUGCCUUUCCAUAUUAACACCAUCAAGAAUGCCAGUAAGAGCGACGAAGGUGAAUGGUCUUUCUUGCGUAUCAACUUCCUGUCCCCUGGUCAGGGUGUAGGUAGGAAGGAUGACCAGCCUUUCGAGGAUGCCUCGGCGCAUUUUGUGCGAAGUUUGACCUUCCGAUCGUCCGAUGGUGAGAGAUACAACGAAAUAGCAACUCAAAUCUCCAACAUGAAGCGCGAUGUAGUCAAGAAGGAGCAGGAGAAGAAGGAUAUGGAGGACGUCGUUGAGCAGGAUAAACUUGUCGAGAUAAGAAACCGACGUCCGGCUGUAUUGGACAACGUCUAUAUUCGCCCUGCUAUGGAGGGCAAGCGAGUCCCAGGAAAGGUUGAGAUCCACCAGAACGGUAUUCGAUACAUCUCACCCCUGAACGCUCAGCACAGAGUAGAUGUACUAUUCUCAAACGUCAAGCACCUUUUCUUCCAGCCUUGCCAGCAUGAGUUGAUCGUCAUCAUUCACAUUCACCUCAAGGAUCCUAUUAUUGUCGGCAACAAGAAGAAGACAAAGGAUGUCCAAUUCUACCGAGAAGCGACAGACAUCCAGUUCGAUGAAACGGGCAACCGCAAGCGCAAGUACCGAUAUGGCGACGAAGACGAGUUCGAGGCAGAGCAGGAGGAGCGCCGACGAAGAGCUGAGUUGGACCGCCUGUUCCAGGGCUUCGCGCAAAAGAUCGCUGAGGCUGGCCGAAACGAAGGUAUCGAGGUUGACAUGCCUAUCCGCGAACUCGGAUUCCACGGCGUGCCAUUCCGAAGCAACGUCUUUGUUCAGCCCACCACCGACUGUCUUAUUCAGGUUGUCGAGCCUCCCUUCAUGGUUAUCACCAUUGAGGAAGUUGAAAUCGCCCAUCUGGAACGUGUGCAGUUCGGGUUGAAGAAUUUUGACAUGGUCUUUGUCUUCAAGGACUUUACACGAGCUCCUUACCACGUCAACACUAUUCCCGUCGAGUUUCUCGACCAAGUUAAGGAUUACCUUGACUCUUCAGAUAUCGCCUACACAGAAGGUCCCCUUAACCUCAACUGGCCGACCAUCAUGAAGACUGUCACAGCAGACACCCACCAGUUCUUUGCCGACGGUGGUUGGUCCUUCCUACAGGCUGAUUCAGAUGAUGACGGAGGUGACCCGUCUGACGAGGAGUCUGCUUUCGAGAUGGAUGAGGAUGAGUUCGAUGAGGAGUCCGAAUCCAGCGACGAAGGCUCUGACUUUGGCAGCAAUGCUAGCGACGAUGAAGGCUCUGACGCUGAGCUCGACAGUGAGGAUGAGGGUGAAGACUGGGAUGAACUAGAGCGCAAAGCCAAGAAGAGAGACCGUGAGAGCGCCAUGGAGGAGGAAGACCGCGGUGCUAAUAAGAAGAAGCAGCGCAAGCGCUAA
Fusarium pseudograminearum CS3096 is the source of this 3105-nucleotide messenger RNA. RefSeq lists its product as uncharacterized. The coding region runs from base 1 to 3105 and encodes 1034 amino acids. Gene Ontology annotation, molecular function: nucleosome binding. The record is from RefSeq and is a predicted model, not a curated record. Gene Ontology annotation, biological process: positive regulation of transcription elongation by RNA polymerase II; transcription elongation by RNA polymerase II. NCBI's taxonomy places the organism in Eukaryota, Fungi, Ascomycota, Sordariomycetes, Hypocreales, Nectriaceae. The transcript is spliced from 5 exons. Gene Ontology annotation, cellular component: FACT complex.